UAUUUUAAAAUUUUAUAUUUUGCUUUUCAAUUUUGGCCAAUAUUUUGUUCAAAUAAGUUAAUCCGCUUGUGCAUAUGUUUAGUGCAUUCAUUGCAAAAAAUAUGCACGAGGUUUCCCUACUGCAUGCUACCGACGGCAAAUUGAUUUUUCUCAGCGGAAGACAGCAGACAGCAGAGGUAAAUGAAACAAUUUGAGGACAAGAGUCUGCUUUUGCGCAAAAGUGCUUGCAGAGACCAUAAGUGAGUGAGCACCAUCAUCGCAAGCGGCCACAUUUUAUUCCACUCGGCGGGAGGUCGGCAGCUAGAUUCAUUCGACGCAUGCUUUUUGUGCGUCACCGCGACCCAGAGUAAACAGCAGCACCUCUCGGUUAGAUUCUGUGUUGAUAAACACAAACGUACAGACGCACUCGGCCCAGCAGCAGCGCACACCUGACAGUCCAAAGCCAAAAUCGGGGCUGCUCGGCUCGGAAAUGGUGGUCGUCGCCCUCAAAAUCAAAAGAACUGACAUUGGAGAAAACGAGCCGGUGCUGAAAAGUUUAGAAGUCGAAGACGCUGAGGAACUGGAUGACUUAAAACGAAAUCUUGCCAAAUCACUCGACAUUCCCGCCUCAGAGGCGCUUAAAAAAGUGUUCAAGCUGCGCAGUGCCGACGGUGCGUUGAUCCCAUUGAGGAAAAUUGUAGACCAGCAAUGCGAGGAACAUGACCAACUCCAGCUGGAGGUGACUAAUUUUCAUCAAACUUCAGUUGCUGCAAAAGAGACUGAACGGCCGCUUUUAAGCGAGACGCUAGAAAAUAUCAAACUGUACAAAGAGCGCAUGAAAAAGAGGGUGGAUCGCCUUGAGGAAGAGGCUCCGCUCUUGAUGGCACGCAGAGACGAGGCCAUGCUCAAACAAAUCUCGCAACUCUCGACGCAGUUGCACUACCUCUCCGAUAGGCUGGACGAGAUGGCUGCGUCGGGCAGCUCGUCUUCCUCACACAAUCAAUACCAAUGAUAUUUGACCUGUUCGCCGCCACUCCUCAGGCGCCGCUGAAAAUCGUGGCGCUCCGAAAUGUUUCCUCCAGAUUUAUUAUUUCGACUCUACUUGUGAGCAAAAUGUAUUUUUGCUAUAGAUGCAUUUAAGGAUGAUGUAUUUAUUUUUAAGCAUAAUAAUAAAUUUUUACCUCCGCUAUCCUAAGUGUAAAAAUAAAUUUUAUUCCC
Molecule: messenger RNA, 1197 nt
Organism: Neocloeon triangulifer
Lineage: Eukaryota; Metazoa; Arthropoda; Insecta; Ephemeroptera; Baetidae
Exons: 5
Coding region: 470-991 (173 amino acids)
Source: RefSeq, a predicted model, not a curated record